Messenger RNA from Umbelopsis ramanniana AG, 1513 nucleotides. RefSeq lists its product as uncharacterized. NCBI's taxonomy places the organism in Eukaryota, Fungi, Mucoromycota, Umbelopsidomycetes, Umbelopsidales, Umbelopsidaceae. The transcript is spliced from 6 exons. The record is from RefSeq and is a predicted model, not a curated record. Gene Ontology annotation, cellular component: endoplasmic reticulum membrane; oligosaccharyltransferase complex. Bases 44 to 1402 code for a protein of 452 amino acids.
GCUCUGACACGGCAGGCUUUAACAUUGUAGUGCUGAACCCAUCAUGCGACCGAUCUUUUCGAUACUGGCUUCGGCUGCAGUGCUCCUUUCAGCCACUCUGUCAGAGGCUAAAUCCCUGACCGGGAAUCGCGUCCUUGUUUUGCUUGAUGACCUCAACUCUGCUGGCGAAUACUCCAAGUUCUGGUCCUCCCUCGAAGACAGAGAGUACAAGAUCAAUUACAGCACCCCACAGAAUCAGUCUGAUGUUCUGAUUGCCAUGGCAAAGAGAAACUACGACCACGUCGUUCAUUUCGCUCCCCAUAGUAAAGUUGCACAGGAUAGCCAGUUUUCGAACCGAGCGCUCAUCAAGUUCGUUGAUAUGGGUGGCAACCUCUUGAUCGGCUUGACUCCCAACACUCAGGAUGCCAUGCGCGAUUUGUUACGCGAGUUCGACAUUGAACUUGAUACUCGAAAUCACCGUGUGUUUGACGAUAGCUCCUAUGAUGAAGGCCUCGAUGCUGGUGCUUUCGAUACCUUGGUCACCGAGAACAUCGUAUCUCCUAAGCCCAUUGUCGGUGAAGUCAAUGCUCCAAUUCUUUUCCGCGGAGUUGGCCACCAGGUUGGCUCUAUCCCCUUGCUUAACAGAGUCUUGGCCACCGAAGGAAAUGCAUUCUCUGGUGAAGUCGGUGAUAGCUCACGCGAAAAGGGUGCCAUUGACCUUGUGAGCAGUUUACAAGCUCGUAACAACGCUAGAGUCUCUGUUGCUGGCUCAUUGGAUUUGUUCUCUAACAUAUUCAUUGAUUCACCUGUCAGCCGAAAGUCUAAGUCUGGCGGAGUAGAGAAGUUUGCACGAUCUGGAAACAAGGAGUUCACUGAUGAGCUUUCUCGUUGGACUUUCCAAGAGAAGAGUGUUCUCAAGGUGUUUGAUCACAGACACCACAAGGAAGGUGAAACCCAGAAAUUGGAAACCUACCGCAUCAAGGAUAAUAUUACCUACACCAUUGAAAUUGCCGAAUACGACGGUGAAAAGUGGACUCCAUACCAUGCCUCAGACGUUCAGUUAGAGGUUAUCAUGUUGGAUCCUUACAUUCGCACCACUCUCGAUGAAGCCCAUAUUGCUCCAGAGCACCACUAUGCACGAUAUAAAUCUCACCUUACACUCCCCGAUGUCUAUGGUGUAUUCACCUUCAAAGUCAACUAUAAGCGACCUGGUCUCACUUACUUGACAGUUGAGGAUGUUGUGGCUAUUCGACCAUUCCGACAUGACGAAUAUCCCCGCUUUUUGUCAGCUGCAUACCCAUACUACGUCUCUGUAGGAAGCAUGAUUGUAGGCUUCCUGGUUUUCAGUGGCACCUGGCUUUUCACCUGGGGUUCUCGAGAGGAAGCCAAGGUAGUGGUCCAGAGCAAAGUGAGCAAAAAAUAAACGCUAACACAAAAGCAAAAAAUGUCGUAGAGAGGAAUGCAUUUUCAAAAAACGAACAAUAAAAAAUCAGAGUAAUGCAAUGAACACGGCGUGACCGCCAUUUUGAGUUGA